AGAGAGAGAAAAAGAGAGAGGGCGAAACUACAGCUGCUGUGGUUCUUCACAAGCUGCAGAGCAGGAGGCAGUACAGUCAGCGAGCGGCGGAGAAGAAAUACCCAUUAAAAAGAUAAACUUUACCGCAACAGCAGCUAGAUUCUGUACACAAGAACAGUAGCACCGCACCAUUUACACGGACACACCGUCUGCAACCGCCCGGGCUUUUUGGAAGGAAGUUGCAGUGUUAUUUCUACUCGUGCUGCGGUCCUGCGGAUUAAACACCGUCGCCCGAGGAGAAUUGCGUUGCUGACACUGCCUCUGUGACAGUACAUUACAAUAUAAGGCAAUUUGGUCAGUUUUCCCCUUUCUGUGGAAGCGUAUUGGAGCUGGAGGCAAGGCACUAUUAUAACACUGAUUAUUAUUGUUAUUAUUAUAAAUAUUAUUUCAUGCUUGAGUGUUGUUUUUUUUUUAAGAACGUAGUGCGGUCUUGUGCUGUUGCCCUUUUCUGGUUCCAAGUUUUUGCAGUUGCAUUUUUUUUAGUGGAUUUAAAUUUUUACAGCCAACAAGAAGGCGAGAGAAAAUGUGGAUGACCAGAUUUUGACAGGGAAUAUAUAACAAAAAAAUGAUUAUAAUUGUUAUUAUUUCUGUGGUGGUGUUAUAUAUAUUAUAAAUACAGAAACGUCUCAAUUAAGCUUUGAUAUUCUGAAAUAUUUUAAUCCACCGAGCCCGCAGUGAGGUAUUUUUUUUCUCUACAGGGACAGAAUGCGGAAGAAUGUAUUUUUGAUAAAUAUUUCUUUCUCCUGGUGACUUCUCCGGUUGCUAUCGGACAAUGAUGUGGUGGAAUUUCCUGGGUUAAAAUUUACCCUUGUGCCGAUACCACCAUCACUUACCUUGCUCUCCAAAAAAGUUCCGCUUUUUUUUCUUUUUUAACAAAGCUUAUUCUUAUAAACAUUUUGUAGACCACCACAGGAGCACCUGAACGCUACCUCUUAAACUAGAAAUAUUUCGUACAGGAUGGUUGACUACUACGAUUCGCCAACUUUGCAAAGACAAAGCUAGGUUUUAUAAACUUUCUUUUCUUUCUUCCGUCACUGACGAACGAAAAAUAAAUAACUUUAUUUUCCUUUUUUGAGGGAUUGUUUUUUUUUUUUUUUUUUUAUUGCUGUUGCCUUUUCUUUAACAAAAAAAAAAAAAAACACCAUGUACGAGAGCGUGGAUGUGGUCGGAUUGAACCACGGCGCUAACCCGUUUUUAAUGAUGGAUUAUUAUAACCAGAACCGCAGAUGCUUGCUUCAGGAAAAGGGUUUGGUGUCUGGCGCACACCAUCCGUACAGUACGGCUAUCCGGACGCAGCACUGGAACGGAUCAAACCACUCGAUCGAGACGCAGAGCACCAGCUCGGAGGAGAUCGUGCCGAGCCCCCCCUCCCCGCCCCCGCCCCCCCGGAUCUACAAGCCCUGCUUCGUGUGUCAGGACAAAUCCUCGGGAUACCACUAUGGGGUCAGCGCCUGCGAGGGCUGCAAGGGAUUUUUUCGGAGGAGCAUUCAGAAGAACAUGGUGUACACCUGCCAUCGAGAGAAGAACUGCAUCAUCAACAAGGUGACCCGCAACCGCUGCCAGUACUGCCGGCUGCAGAAGUGCCUGGAAGUCGGGAUGUCCAAAGAGUCCCGAUGCAGCACUAAGGCCGGGAAGAGUCCAGACCCCCCCCCCUCACUGGAAGACAGACGGGGGAUUUCGGAGGGGGCUGCCAUUGCGGUGAGGAACGACCGCAACAAGAAGAAGAAGGAGGAGAAGAAGCAGGAGUGCACAGAGAGCUACACGCUGAGCCCCGAGACCGAGCUCAUGAUCGAGAAGGUCCGCAAGGCCCACCAAGAGACCUUCCCCUCCCUCUCCAACCUGGGCAAAUACACUACAAAUAACAGCGCAGACGAGCGCGUGUCCCUCGAUGUUGACCUGUGGGAUAAGUUCAGCGAGCUCUCCACCAAGUGCAUCAUCAAAACCGUCGAAUUCGCCAAACAACUGCCAGGCUUCACCACACUAACCAUCGCCGACCAAAUCACCCUUCUCAAAGCAGCCUGCCUCGACAUCCUGAUCUUGCGGAUCUGCACGCGCUACACCCCCGAUCAGGACACCAUGACGUUCUCGGACGGCCUGACUCUGAACCGCACGCAGAUGCACAACGCCGGCUUCGGCCCGCUCACCGACCUCGUCUUCGCCUUCGCCAACCAGCUGCUGCCGCUCGAGAUGGACGACGCGGAGACAGGGCUGCUCAGCGCCAUCUGCCUGCUGUGUGGAGACCGGCAGGACCUGGAGCAGUCUGACAAGGUGGAUGUCCUGCAGGAGCCGCUGCUGGAGGCACUGAAGAUCUACGUGAGGAAGAGGCGUCCACACAAGCCACACAUGUUCCCCAAGAUGCUGAUGAAGAUCACAGACCUGCGCAGCAUCAGUGCCAAGGGUGCGGAGCGUGUGAUCACCCUGAAGAUGGAGAUCCCAGGUUCGAUGCCCCCGCUCAUUCAGGAGAUGCUGGAGAACUCGGAGGGGGUCGACCCGCUGGGGAACCCACAGACUAGAGGAAAGGGGGCCCCGGCCGGCAGCUGCAGCCCCAGCCUGUCCCCCAGCUCAGCCCAAAGCAGCCCCUCCACACACUCCCCCUAGCACCCCCCACCCCGAGACCAGCGAGCCCUCAUACGUCACUCCCCCACCCCUCCUCACAAGCACCACCCCCGUCGCGGACUGUCAGAUACACAGGGGCACACAGAGUGACCCACAGACUCACUCGCACAGGACAGCAGGACAUUGGGCUGCUGGGGGGCAGGGAGUGUGACCUAGGCAAUACCAGUGUUUGAAAACACAUAGCCAACCAAGAAGAGGAGGAAGAGGAAGAAGAAAAAGAAAGAAUAUUGUGUGUUCAUUGCUGGAUUUCUACCUGUAUCAGAUUCUGAAAUUCUAGAUAAAAUUGUUCUUUUGAGAAUGGGGCAGAAAGGCACACAGAGACACACAGACAGACAGAGAGGCACAAUCGGAAAUGGCUUCUUACUAUUUCUCUCUCUCUCUCACUCCCGCUCUCGUUCUUUCUCGUGGGAGUUUACACCACAGAGGAAGAAACAGGAAACAGAGGAAACAAAAGCUUCCGUGGAAAAAAAAAACGAGAACGAGACGAGAUCGGAGCUGUUGAAAUAGAAGCAUUUUUAUUUUCAUUUUUGGAAAAACAUUUAAUUGUUUCUGAUUUAUCAGUUGUUUUUUUUGUGGGGGGGGGGGGGGGGUUAGUUUGUUUUUUUUAUUUCCUCCACUGAUUCAUAAUCAUAACUGUGAAAAAGUUUGUUUUAAAUUGAAGUUGAAACACUUGCAACACAAUUAGGUGAGUUCCACACUGUUCUUUGUAUUGGGUUGUGUGCAGUUAGUCCCUUUGAGCAUUACUGGGUACUGUCACAAGCCACUAUGAACACCAUCUUACAUAAGAAAGGUGGAAAUGAGUGUCCACUCUGAGGUGAUGUAUAUAGCUGUAUUCAUUUCUUUUAAACUAAGAAGAGUUUUGAUUUUGUUUAAUACCUUUUGGUUUUUUAAAAUCAUUUAAAACACAUUUUUACUGAAGGAAGGGAUGCUGUUUGCACCUAUCACCAGGGGGCGCCAAACCUGUUCACGAGCAGUGGUAAAAUGUUUUUUCACUUCGCAACUUUUUAAAUGAAAUUGGGGGGUGACCAUAGAUAUUCUGAACUGCUAGCUUGCCACAGAGAGAGAUAGGAAAAGGAAGUGACCUCACAGGGCUCAAACAGGAAGGACACAACCACACAAGUUUCAAGAGGGUUUUUUGUGGUUUUUCAAACCCCACUCCUACAUAAUGAAAUGUUUAUCCUUGAGGUACCCUAUAGCUCAAGAGUAGGGCGUUGUCGGUUGGUUUUAUAUAGACCGCAGAACUUAGUGGUUUAGUAAGUGUCCUGUGUGUGCGUUCUGAUUAGACUACUCAUGAAUAUUCAUGACCCAGUGACCCCAGCGCGACCCUGCUAGAGCUGUCUGUAAACGUUUGAUGUCACUGGCUCUCUCCACCUUGCCUUGUAAAAAAAAUAACAAAUAUUUCUUUAAAAAAAAAAAAAAAAAGAAUUAAA
Acipenser ruthenus (sterlet) is the source of this 4085-nucleotide messenger RNA. RefSeq names its product retinoic acid receptor, alpha a (gene raraa). The record is from RefSeq and is a predicted model, not a curated record. Gene Ontology annotation, cellular component: transcription regulator complex; nucleus. The transcript is spliced from 9 exons. Gene Ontology annotation, molecular function: zinc ion binding; nuclear glucocorticoid receptor binding; RNA polymerase II cis-regulatory region sequence-specific DNA binding. Lineage: Eukaryota; Metazoa; Chordata; Actinopteri; Acipenseriformes; Acipenseridae. Gene Ontology annotation, biological process: retinoic acid receptor signaling pathway; cellular response to corticotropin-releasing hormone stimulus; regulation of transcription by RNA polymerase II. Bases 1183 to 2637 code for a protein of 484 amino acids.